ACCAGCAACAGCAGUGGCCCCAGCUCCCACCCCACCUUCUUUCUCCUGGUGGGCAUACCUGGCUUGGAGGGGACGCAGGCCUGGAUCGCCAUCCCUUUGUGUGCCAUGUACGUGACAGCAGCCCUUGGAAACAGCCUUGUGCUCUACGUCAUCAAGACUGAGCCCAGCCUCCACGAACCCAUGUACCUUUUCCUGGCCAUGCUGGCUGCCACCGACCUGGUUCUGUCCACCUCCACCAUGCCCAAGAUGCUGGCUCUUUUCUGGCUGAGCUCCAGGGCCAUCGAUUUCCAGGCCUGCCUGACUCAGAUGUUUUUCAUCCACUCUUUCUCCUCCGUCGAAUCGGGUGUGCUCAUGGCCAUGGCUCUGGACCGCUACGUGGCCAUCUGCCUCCCUCUCCGGCACUCCACCAUCCUCUCCUUGCGAGCCAUCGCAAUGCUGGGCAGCCUUAUCCUCCUCCGGGGGGUUUUCUUCAUCAGUCCCUUCUCCUUCCUGGCCAGCAGACUUCCCUACUGCAACCGGCGCCAACUUGUCAUUGCCCACUCUUACUGCGAGCACAUGGCUGUGGUGAAGCUGGCUUGUGGGGGCACCAGAACCAAUGUUGUCUAUGGCCUCUUUGUGGCUUUUGCAGUGGUUGGGUUUGAUGUCUUCAUCAUUGCCUCCUCCUAUGUCAUGAUCUUCAAGACUGUGGUGAAGCUGCCAUCCCAUGAGGCCCGUCUCAAGGCCUUUCGGACCUGUGCGUCCCACAUCUGUGUCAUCUUUUCCUUCUACAUUCCUGCACUCUUCACUUUUCUCACCCACCGGUUUGGCCAUGGUGUUCCCCACCAUGUCCACAUUAUGGUGGCCAUUCUCUACCUACUGGUGCCCCCUACUUUGAACCCCAUUGUGUAUGGGAUGAAAACCAAGGUGAUCAGGGACAGAGUUCUUACUGUCUUCCUUAGAACUUCAGGAUGA
Messenger RNA from Hemicordylus capensis (graceful crag lizard), 951 nucleotides. RefSeq names its product olfactory receptor 52R1-like. Gene Ontology annotation, molecular function: olfactory receptor activity; G protein-coupled receptor activity. The transcript has a single exon. Gene Ontology annotation, biological process: G protein-coupled receptor signaling pathway. Gene Ontology annotation, cellular component: membrane. NCBI's taxonomy places the organism in Eukaryota, Metazoa, Chordata, Lepidosauria, Squamata, Cordylidae. The record is from RefSeq and is a predicted model, not a curated record. Bases 106 to 951 code for a protein of 281 amino acids.